AUGCACAAUGAGUUGAAGUUCUGUAAAGGAUCUGCUGAAGACAACUGGAACGAGGCACAUCGUGUGAAGGACAUUGCCAACGGAAACAGAACAAGUCGUCAAGCUGGUUACUUAAUUGUUCCUAUAUCCGAUUUAAACGUUGUAAUGGGAAAUUUCAAAGUUUGCUGCUUACCGAGAUCCGCUGGACUCUCAGAAACGCCAGGAACACCUGGACGUCCGGGAAAGUUCGGCGCUCCCAGAAUAUCUGGAAUUCCUGCACGUUCACCUCAGUAG
This is a messenger RNA of Necator americanus (New World hookworm), 273 nucleotides long. RefSeq lists its product as uncharacterized. Lineage: Eukaryota; Metazoa; Nematoda; Chromadorea; Rhabditida; Ancylostomatidae. The record is from RefSeq and is a predicted model, not a curated record. The transcript has a single exon. Bases 1 to 273 code for a protein of 90 amino acids.